CUCGUCAAAGAGAUAUUGAAUAUCAGAUCUGUUCGCCCACCGGCGCAAAAUUCGAGCCACUCCCCUAUGACCUUGAGGUCCUGGAGAAUUCCUAAACUGCUUGUUAGUGGGUAGUUUUCAAGUUGUCUAUUACAUGCGGGGAUGGAUGAGCUUUCUUUGUAUUUUUCAACCGAGAAUGAAACAUCCAAGACAAAGUUAAGUAGGAAAUCGGCGAAAUCGUUCUCAAGACCAAAUAACUUUCAUAAUGACUCACAUCAAAGCAAAGUUUUCAGAGAUUACAGGAGGAAGAAUAAAUCCAUGGAAUUCAACAAAGAAGUCAGCAAUCGGCCACUCAACAACCUCAUUACUACCUCCAACACUAACUUGCGUAGUGGCUUUGAUUGCGGGAAUAUUUCUACAAAUAUGCCACACAUUUUACCUCCCGAAGUAGAAGUAGGGAAUGUCGAGUAUAAACGGAAAUUAGUUGAUCCAACACCGAAUCGUUUUGAACAACUUGUCACUCAAAUGAAAUGGCGUCUAAAUGAAGGUGGUGGGAAAGCGAUAUACAAAUUAGGCGUUGACGAUGAUGGACAUAUUAGUGGUCUGUGUCAAAGUGAGUUGCUGAGUUCCCUGGCAACACUUGAACGUAUGGCAAAACGUUUAAAUGCUACACUGCAUCCAUUAAGAGAACGUAUUAUUGAACCAGUUGGACAUGAUGAUGAUACUAUCAAUCCGACAAAUAAGGAAUAUCGUAAAGCUAUUGAAUUAUUGGUUCGUUUAGCGCCAACAACAAAUGAUGGUUCACCUGAUCUAUGCGUAGCUUUAGUCGGUGGAAUGGAUUCAGGCAAGUCGACAUUGAUCGGUGUAUUAACAGACGGGGAAUUGGAUAAUGCACGUGGCAAAGCUCGAUUAAAUCUAUUUCGUCACUUACAUGAAGUUCAAUCGGGUCGUACCAGCAGUUUAAGUCGUGAGCUGCUGGGCUUUGAUGCUGAUGGCAAUGUCACUAACUAUAAAUACGCUGAUGGAAGAGUUUAUCGAAGAUCUGCAGAAGAAGUUGUCCGAAUGUCAUCGAAUUUGAUCACCCUGAUCGAUUUAGCUGGACAUUCGCGAUAUCAACGCACCACCCUAUCCGGCAUUGCUUGUAAUCAACCUGUCAUGAGUAUUCUAGUGAUAUCAGCAACAAUCGGUUUGACGACAAUCGGUUUAGAGCAUAUUCAAUUGAUACGUUCACUGAAUUUACCAAUGAUUGUUGUCCUAACAAAAAUUGAUCAAUUAUCCAGUGGUGGGGAACAGUUGAAACGGAUCAAUUCAAUAUAUCGUCAAUUGGUGUAUCAAUUUAAACAAAUUGAAUAUGCAUGGUCAUAUAAUAAUGGAAUACCUAUAUGGAAUGAAAAAUAUUCAAUGUUCACUAAUAACUGGGAAUUAAAUUCAAACAAAGAUUCAAACGGAAGUCAGUGUAUGCCACCAUUUUUUCCUGUUUCCUCUGUAACUGGCCAAGGAAUUGAUCAUUUAAUUAAAUUUCUAAGUCGUUUAAGUUGUUUAAAUCAAUCAAUCGACGGGGGAUUAUCAUUAAAACAAGAAAAAAAACAGCCUACAUCAAAUCAACCCUUGAACACCGCUGAACAUGUUAAACAAGCGCAAUCUUUAAAUUCAACAGAUAUUUUCCUUGCAUUAAAUGAAAAUCAAAUUCAGUUAAUGUUAAGUAAAAUCAGUGAAGAAAUAAAAAUUAUUAAAACAUAUCGAGAUUUUAAUGGUACGCUGUUUUGGAUCAAUCAAGUGUAUACACAAAUCCCGGGAGUGUGUAAUCCCGUCCUAGUUGGACGUGUACAACUUGGUCAGUUGUUGAAUAAUCAAAUACUGUGGCUUGGUCCGGAUCAUUUUGGUGAUUUUUAUCCAGUUCAAAUAGUCAGUCUAAUGCAUAAUCGUCAAGUUCAUGAAAUUGUCUAUGCUGGUCAGCUGGCUUCAAUGGAGGUACAUUUUUUACCGAAGUCGUGGAACACGCUAAGUUAUACGCAACGUAUUCAUAUAUUACAAAAUAUCUCUUCAUCUUAUAAUAAUAAUAAUAACACCAAUAGUAUUAUGAAUCAACAAAAUAAACGAUCACAAUAUUUAUUAUUUGGGAAUGAUAAUGAUAACACCGGGAAUGAAGAGAAUAUCCCCUACAAUGAAGAACCGAAUGAUAGUAAUACCGAUAAGAUGUGGCAUUCAUCUGUCAAACUACGUCGUGGCAUGGUUCUACUCACUUAUCCAAUGUUAAUCAAUAAACAUCUCUCGAAAUCAUCAUCAUCAACACUAUUAUUAUCCCCUACAAAUCCAAAUUCCCCGUCAACAUCUUCAAAUCUUUCUCCUCUAUCCUCAUCGUCAUCCGCCUCCUCCUCCUCGACGUCGUCGCCGUUUUCGCCUUCAUCACAUCCUUCACCUUCGUAUGAUGCAUUCAUUUGGAAUCAACCGUUGGCAUCAAAAGAUUCUAUCAAUUUUUCAGUGGUCUGGACAGUGAAGCUACGCUUAACCUGUCGUCUACCGAUUGUUUCCUUUAAAUUGGGUACACCACCGAUUAUUUUAACACCGAUACCAUCGAUUGGUCAACGUGUUACUAUCUAUGCUGGUUGUAUAUGUCAAACUGGUGUUGUUAUUGACGGGAGGAUUGAAGAGUAUCAACGUAGUCAAUAUGAUCAGUGUGGGAAUAAUAAUAAUAAUAAUUUAAACAAUAAGAAUCACUUGGAGGAUACAAGUCAUCUUUAUGUACGCUUUACACGACAACCUGAAUGCGUUGAAAUCGGCCGUCAAUUUAUACUCACCUGGAAUGGUAACUUGAAAACAGUCGGUUAUGUUAUUGAUCUUAUCGAUCCAUUGAAGUGUAACUCAUCAAUUUCUCCCUUGCUGAACAAUGAGACUAAUAGUAAUAAUAAUAACAAAGAAGAUGCCACCCAGCUAAUAAAUGAUAGUGGUAAUGACUUCAUAUGGAGAAGACAAAAUACUCUGUCAUUUCAUGAAAAAGAUGAUUAUGACAGUAGUUGGUCAAGUCUACGAAUGAAUUUUAUCGAUCGUAUAAUGAAUACAACUCAUGACAGUGGGAUUAAUAAUAAUAACAAUAAUAAUUUGCAAUACUUUUAUCAUAAGUCAAAGUCAUUGUCUUUAUCAAUGGAAGAAUUUCACGACAACAACAACACCAACAGCAAUUAUACAUCAACGAAUGAAAAAUUCGAUUCAAUGCAUUAUACUACUUCAAUUCAUUUAAGUAGUUUAUUAGAAACAGAGAUAGAAAACCAGGAGAAUCAGAAGAAGUGUAGAGAUCGGUCCAGUGGUGUUGGUGGUGGUGUUGAUGUAAUUCCUCCUGGACAGUCACAACGACAAGAACAACAACGAAAUGAGCAACAGUCAACUGAUAUUGGUGUAAAGUCUUCACAGUCUACGAAUUAUCCUUAUAAUAAUAAUAAUAUUAAUAAGAAAUCGUCAUCUUCUUCGAGAUCGAAUAAACGCCGUCAUCGACGGAAACAAAAGUCUUAA
This is a messenger RNA of Trichobilharzia szidati, 3486 nucleotides long. The record is from the annotation of a GenBank genome assembly. Lineage: Eukaryota; Metazoa; Platyhelminthes; Trematoda; Strigeidida; Schistosomatidae.